CCCAUAAUCAAAUAUUGAUAAAAUAUUAGAAAUAAGAAAGAAAUAAAGAAACCUUGUUUUGUUCCAACCACAAAAGCAACAUUAAAAUGAACACAGCUUUACUCCGGUGGUCGAUCUGGUAAUUCUUCCUUUUCCUCUUCAAAGAUCAAACAGAAAAACAGAGUUUCAAGUUUUUACCCCGGCAUAGACUCGGUGAGUCGGCUGAUCCCAUUGAAAAUGGGUCAAGAAUCGUUGAUAUACAGCUUCGUGGCUCGUGGCACAGUGGUAUUGGCGGAGUACACCGAGUUCACCGGCAACUUUCCGGAGAUUGCAGCACGGUGCCUGCAGAGAUUGCCUUCUUCCAAUAACAAGUUCACUUACAAUUGUGAUCAUCAUACUUUUAACUUCCUUGUUGAAGAUGGCUUUGCUUAUUGCAUUGUAGCCAAAGAAUCUGUUGGAAAGCAUAUCUCAUUCACGUUUCUGGAACGCAUUAGAUCUGAUUUCAAGAAAAGAUAUGGUGGUGGUAAAGCGAGUACAGCAGUUGCCAAGAGUCUCAAUAAGGAAUUUGGGCCUCUUAUCAAAGAGCAAAUGCAAUAUACAAUAGAACAUGCUGAUGAGAUUGAUAAGCUGUUAAAAGUAAAGGCCCAAGUUUCACAAGUCAAAAGCAUUAUGCUGGAGAAUAUAGAUAAGGCUGUUGAUAGGGGAGAAAACUUAACCAUUCUUACCAACAAAGCUGAAGUGCUGCGUGAUUCGGCAAAAGAAUUUGAGAAAACAGGGACGCAAGUCCGAAGAAAGAUGUGGUAUCAGAAUAUGAAAAUAAAGUUGGUCGUGCUAGGAAUCCUCCUCCUCUUGGUCCUUAUCAUCUGGGUUUCCAUUUGCCAUGGUUUCAACUGCUCCAACUAGAAUAUAUUUACUUCCUGUUUGUUUUGUUACAGUCAGCUAUUACUCUCCUCCAUCAAUUCAGACUGUAUUAUUUCAUUUGGCGAUGGAGUUUUCUGUUGAACGAGAAAUAUCCUAUCGCACUUCAUGUAUACUGAAUGUCUUCUAAGCUUCAAUGUUUUUUAGUUAGUGCUGUAUGGUGCACAUAUAAUUGCUGCGAUAAUUCAUUCCGAAUUUCGUUGAAUGUAGACAUUCUUUUAAAGAUUUAUACAAAAUUAUCAAUAGAAGAUUUUGAUAUA
Molecule: messenger RNA, 1157 nt
Organism: Olea europaea var. sylvestris
Lineage: Eukaryota; Viridiplantae; Streptophyta; Magnoliopsida; Lamiales; Oleaceae
Product: vesicle-associated membrane protein 724-like
Exons: 5
Coding region: 217-882 (221 amino acids)
Biological process (GO): vesicle-mediated transport
Cellular component (GO): membrane
Source: RefSeq, a predicted model, not a curated record